Molecule: messenger RNA, 552 nt
Organism: Triticum aestivum (bread wheat)
Lineage: Eukaryota; Viridiplantae; Streptophyta; Magnoliopsida; Poales; Poaceae
Exons: 1
Coding region: 141-341 (66 amino acids)
Source: RefSeq, a predicted model, not a curated record
GGCAGCCCUCUCAACUUAAGCAAGACAGCAGCAGCAGCAGCAGCAGCAGCAGGUCGGUCCACGAGCUUGCCGGUGUCUUCCAACUUCCAAGAAGCAGCCUAGGUUAGGUAGCUUAGUUUAGGAGGAAGCCAGCUGCAAGAAUGGGAGGGAGCAUGUCGUGCUUCGGCGGCAGCGGCCGGGACUACGACGAGGCGUACGAGCAGCCGCGGCGGUCGUCGAGGAAGGUGCGGCCGAGCGACGAGGACGGGCUGUGGUACGUCGGGGAGCGGGACGUCGACAGGAAGGCCACGGAGUUCAUCGCCAGGUUCCACGCCUCCGCCAGCUACGUCGAGGCUACCUAGGCUCGCUUGAUCUUCUGCUGCUUCCGCCGGUGAUCUCCGGGUCCGGCUACGUACCUCAGGCGCCCCGAGGUGGCUGGCCAGUCCGCUUGGUUAAUCGGCCAUUGAUUAGUCUUGGUUAUUAUCUACAUUAAUCUUUGUGAUUAAGGGUGUGUAAUUUAAAUAUGUAUGUAUUCCAUAAAUAAGAGCAAUGGUGGAGGCAUGAGCUUAUGUA